Messenger RNA from Branchiostoma belcheri (Belcher's lancelet), 797 nucleotides. RefSeq lists its product as uncharacterized. The record is from RefSeq and is a predicted model, not a curated record. The transcript is spliced from 2 exons. The coding region runs from base 174 to 797 and encodes 207 amino acids. Lineage: Eukaryota; Metazoa; Chordata; Leptocardii; Amphioxiformes; Branchiostomatidae.
ACAGUACACACGCGCGUGUAUGCAGAUUAAGUCAGAUGGUUGUGACAAGAGCUCUCACGCAACAGAUACUUCAAUGUUGCAGUUGACUUUGUGAGGAUUGUUUACUCAUUCCGUGCAGCAAGCAACGUGACACCCUGUGAUAUCCACGCCUACAGUGUUGCUUCCCGUGAAUUAUGUUUAAGGGAGAACUAUACGGGAAAGACACAAACAUGUCCACCAGCGUUUUCCAUUUCGGAGGACAGUUAACCGGCGCGCACCAGCUUGACCGUGAGUCCCUAUCCCCCGAAGGAUCCAUCCAACUCAUCAGCCCUUCUUCCCUCAGCCGAGCCGGGGCUACAGCGCUACUAACGGUAGCCAUCACCGUCCCGACCAUCGGGUUCCUGUACCUCAUGUGCCGGUGUUCCUGGCGGAGAUGUCGGCGGUGGUUUUGGCCGGAUGAGGCCGAGGAAGGGGCGAAGGCGGGCGGUGAGAGCGUUAUGCCCGAGAUUGUUGUCCUCAGCCCUACACCGCGGCUUGCUAACGGUACCACCAGAAACGUCGCGCAAAAGAAGAUGAACACAAAAAAUGAGUCCGCCAUGUUCCCGGCAAGCCCCGCGCGCCUGCACCGCACGAUGUCCACCCCGAGCCCCGGACCCACGGGAAGCGGGUCACGUGACAGGGAGGGCACCGCCGCCAUCUUGGAGUCCAAACUUCACAGAUCACUAAGUGACCCGGCUCUGGCCUCAAAUACUCGUGCGGUCGCUGCUAGCUCAAAAGAGUCAGUGGCUAAUCCUCUGAGAGCUGACAAACUCAUAUAA